Molecule: messenger RNA, 2035 nt
Organism: Spea bombifrons (plains spadefoot toad)
Lineage: Eukaryota; Metazoa; Chordata; Amphibia; Anura; Pelobatidae
Product: gonadotropin-releasing hormone II receptor-like
Exons: 3
Coding region: 351-1625 (424 amino acids)
Biological process (GO): G protein-coupled receptor signaling pathway
Cellular component (GO): membrane
Molecular function (GO): peptide binding; gonadotropin-releasing hormone receptor activity
Source: RefSeq, a predicted model, not a curated record
GAGGAUUACCCUCUUCCCUGUGUCUCUGGAAGAAGAUCUUGACGAGCGCACAAUGAAGACCACCAAGAGACAUGGAGCAACACCCUCUAGAGUUGAUUGUUAUUAAGAUGGCUUAGUGGUUGGUCAUUAAUGAACAAAGAGAUUUGGCAACUGUUCCCUGAUUGAGAAAGCCACUAUGAAAAUGAGUGUCCUGAUGUUCUUGACCCAAACUAUGGCAGACAAGGUUUCAUAAUCAUCAUCUAAUGCAACAAGGAGAUGCCACGUCUCUCUCGCGUUCAGGGAAGCAUGGUGUCUGGACAUUUUAGAAGAACUGCGUCUCAACAUCAAGUGGCUGUGGGAUCUGACCCAAGAUGAACUUGAGUGGUGGAGAGAUACUAGAGGUGGACUUCAUCCCUCAAGGACUUUGCCCACCGAGAACUUUAAAUGUGAGUUGCAUCCACACCAAUGAGCUGGAGAAGUCCCAUGGGCCUAAUAUUACCCUGCUCAACGAAGAGCAGUUUAUACUCCCCACAUUCUCCACGGCUGCCAAAGCUCGCGUGACGAUCACUUGUAUCCUCUUUAUUUCGUCGGCGUGUUUCAAUGUGGCCACCCUGUGGACCAUCACUCACAAGUACAGAAAGAAGUCUCACAUUCGUAUCCUCAUCAUCAACUUGGCCACAGCUGACCUGCUCAUCACUUUCAUCGUGAUGCCACUGGACGCAGUGUGGAACGUGACUAUCCAGUGGUAUGCGGGUGACGUGGCCUGCCGGAUCCUAAUGUUCCUCAAGCUGGUGGCCAUGUACUCUUCAGCAUUUGUUACUGUGGUGAUUAGCUUGGAUCGCCAGUCCGCCAUCUUGAACCCACUGGGAAUUGGGGAUGCGAAGAAGAAGAAUAAACUCAUGCUGUCGGUGGCCUGGGUCCUAAGUUUUUUACUGGCCAUACCCCAGCUUUUCGUGUUCCGCAUGGUCAGCAGAUCGCAGCCCGUGCACUUUGUCCAGUGUGCCACCCUGGGCAGUUUCCGAGCCCACUGGCAGGAAACCAUCUACAACAUGUUCACCUUCUGCUGCCUGUUUCUCCUGCCGUUGCUGAUCAUGAUCUUUUGCUACUCCCGCAUCCUGAUGGAGAUAUCACAGAAGAUGAAGAAGUCUUGUGUCUCUUCCAGGGAAAUUCAUCUCCGGCGUUCAUAUAACAACAUCCCUCGGGCUCGGAUGAGGACGCUAAAGAUGUCUUUGGUGAUUGUUUUGACCUUCAUAGUUUGUUGGACGCCUUACUACCUCCUGGGAAUCUGGUACUGGUUCUCACCAGAUAUGUUGACCCGUGAGAAAGUCCCGCCAUCACUCAGCCACAUCCUCUUCCUCUUUGGCCUUUUCAAUGCCUGCCUGGAUCCGAUUAUCUACGGCCUCUUCACCAUCAACUUUCGCCGGGAGAUCAGUAGGGUUUGCCGAUGCACAACUCAGGGAGUGGACAACGACACGGCUUCUCUGGGGACAGGGUCUUUCAGGAUCUCCACCGCCGCUGUGCCCGUGAAGCGAGCAGCGGGGAUGUCGGGAGGUUCUGGGAAAUUUGAGCUGGAGGUCACUGGCCAUGGUCUCCAUUCAGGGAAAUGUGAAGAUUGUCGGAGGAAAGCGGGAGAAAGUUUCAUGUGACCGUCCAGUUUCAUGGACCAUUCAGCGACGUAUCGAGGGAAUUCGGGUCAAAGUAGUCUUAUGGGGUAUGGAGGCCGUAAAUAUUAGAAGCACAGAUCCAAGUAAUCUUCUAGGACUCACCGCGAGGUAUAGAUCUUCCAAAUAAAUGAAGGUAAUGGAGCGAGAGGAACUCAUACCUUGAUACAUAGCACAGGACAUUUUCAUAACCACGUCAUCGCAAGACGGAACAAAACCUAUUUGCCUUAGUACAUGAAUAGCUUCGUACAAAAAAGUACAUAGAAUGUGCGUCAUUAAAUUGUUCAAAAUGUCAACUAUUUCAAAACUCCUAGACUAAUGAUAUCACAGCACGGCUUAUCCUAAAACAUUUCCUGUACCUAUAGGUCAAGAGAGACUUUAUUUUACCCGAAUUG